Messenger RNA from Scatophagus argus, 3373 nucleotides. Its product is annotated as G-protein coupled receptor 55. Bases 144 to 1106 code for a protein of 320 amino acids. The transcript is spliced from 3 exons. Gene Ontology annotation, cellular component: membrane. Gene Ontology annotation, molecular function: G protein-coupled receptor activity. The record is from RefSeq and is a predicted model, not a curated record. Gene Ontology annotation, biological process: positive regulation of Rho protein signal transduction; phospholipase C-activating G protein-coupled receptor signaling pathway. Lineage: Eukaryota; Metazoa; Chordata; Actinopteri; Scatophagidae.
UACUUUUAAACGGCUAUAAUGCACAUCGGAACAUACAGGCAGCGUGUGGCAUGACUCAGGAAGUGGUGAUGAAAUAACAAAGGUAGAGAAAGCAGAAGUGUGUCUGGCACAGUUAGAGAGACACAGAACAUUCGACUGAGAAAAUGGAAUCCCUGAGCAGCAGCAACAACAUCACCAGCAACUGCUCCUUUGAAAAAGUGGACCACCUGAUGCAAUAUUUGGAGCUCGUCAUCUACAUCCCCAUAUUUGUAUUUGGUUUGAUGUUCACAGUUGCUGCGCUGUUCGUGUUCUGCAUCUUUCUGCGAAAAUGGACUGAGUCAACUAUUUACAUGACCAAUUUGGCUCUGAUGGACCUGCUCCUCCUCUUUCUUCUUCCCUUCAAAAUGCAAGCCACCAAUAACCGCUGGUCUGCCUACCGCCAACCUCUCUGUUCUGUCUUGGAAAGCCUGUAUUUUGUUGGGAUUUACGGCAGUAUCUACACCAUCAUGUGUAUAGCUGUGGACCGUUGGAUGGCUAUCUGUCACCCGUUCAAAGCCAAGCAAAUACGCUCACCCACAGCAGCUCUGGGGAUCUGCGUCGGGAUCUGGGGGCUGGUGCUGGCAGUGAUCUUUCCAACCACCUACAGUUUUAGGGAGGCCGAUCACAAAGACUUCCACUGCUUCCACAGGUUUUCUAAGAAAGGCUGGAAGCCUGUGGUGAUCAUCUGUGUGCAGGUGUUUGGAUUCCUGGUUCCUGCACUGGUGGUGGUCUACUGUUCAGUCAGGACCAUCUGGACGCUUCACAAGUCUGGGCAGCACAGCCAGCAGAGCCGGGCCUGUGUGAAGAUCAUCGUCAGCAGUCUGAGUGCCUUCCUGGUGCCUUUCACCCCCAGCCACCUGGGCAUCCUCCUGCAGUUCCUGGUGCACCAAAGUGUAAUUCAAGACUGCAGUGCGCAGGUCAGCAUAAGCCUCUUCAUACAGAUAACUAUGUGCCUUUCCAACAUCACUUGCUGUCUGGACGGCCUGUGCUACUACUUCAUUGCUCAUGAGGUGAGGAGCACCAGAAACACCUUCAGGUGGUCAGUGACGAGCCAAAGAAGGCCCACCUUCAGCACUUCCGAGCACUGAACAUGGGACAAAGUCAGUUCAAAUUAAAAUAUAAUUUGUCCUCAGAGGACUUCUGGUAGUGAAUACAAGAUCUGGCUUCUUUAGCUUCUGGGCAGAGCACUGAAACUGCAAAAGGGACAGGAUUGUUUCCAGUGGCUGUUAGGCAAAUGGGGCAAGCGCUAAAUAAAACCAACGUGUGGAAAUAAAGCAGGUCAGAGUGCAAUCCGAACUUACCAGAGUGCUGUCGGCAAAGCUAAAAUGUAGCAUGCAAAGAAAAUCUGUCACGACUGAUUUGUGAUUUGGUCCAGCGACAGGAAGCCUGUAGGCACAUUUGUAACCUCAAGCAAUCAAGAUGGAGGGUGCAGAAGAAAAACUACCAACAAGCCACAAAGUGACUUAUUUCUAGAAUGAUUUAAGAACAAGCUGGUGAGUGAUGGCUUAAAACACUCAAAAGUCACCCAGUCUUACACAGUGACAAUGAGUGAGAAACCGAUGCAGGGUAUUAGAAUUAAUUUUAAAACUGGGCACAAUCAGCUCACGGCAGAGCUUUGUAGGCUGCCGUAUGUGCUUCAGAAGUCAAAUCAAAGAUAUGUAAAAGGUCAGUUUUGGAUCAGUUUUGUUUCUGCUUACUUCUGAUAAGACGACUAAUUAUUAUGAUAAUCAUAGGUUUUAUUUAUAUAGCCUCCUAUACAAAAAAUAAGAUUUACAUAAAAUGAAAACUUGAAACAAGUAAAUAAUUAAAACUGAAACAAAUGAAGCCUAAAGAUUUAGUCAAUUAUUACUUUGAAAAGACACCAACCAGUUGUGAUCAUGAAACACAUGACUGUAAUUAACUAUUAUUCAUUAAUGACCAUCUAAAAGUACUUUUUUAUGACAACAGAUUUUUAUAAGCUUUAAAUGACACGCUAAACAUAUUGUUACUGUCUUAAUUGUUGAUGCUGUCUUACUUUGGUUCUUUGGCCCACUGUUUUUGGAAAUAUUACUCAAUUUAGCACAUGAAUUCUGGAUAUUCUGACAUGUUUAUUUGAGUCAACAGAACUUGAGACUUCCUUUCAUCCUGUAACUGUUAUCAAAGCCUGUUGAUGAGGGACAAAGAUUUUCAAUUUGUAAACACUGGCUGAUGAAUGCAGAUGUUUGUUUUUAUUUGUUCUUGCCUACCAGCUUCCUUAAACUCACCACAGUGUAUAUACAUAUCAUGCUAUUGGUCAUUACAUCUGUACAUAUCAUAUUGUAUAUUCUUUUUAUUUGGAUUUUUUGCGUUUAAUUUUAUUUUUAUAAUGGAGCUGCACAUGUGCAAUAAUGUUAUUAAGAUUGUUAGAAGCCACCUGUCAGUGUCAGUGGUCUGGUUCCUGUAGCACAUAACUGUUGUUGAAACUGUUUUGAUAUUAGUGUGUUUACAGGCGCACAUCUGAUUUAUGCGAACGCAGUCAAAACCAAACCUAAAUGGAAAGUUGCCCAUGCGGUGCACUUAGCCGCUAUCUGUCUUAUUUUGCUCAUAUUGAAUAGAUUUAAACCUGUACAAAAGUGAAAGUUGCUCCUAAGCAUAAACAGCAUGUGAUUCUACUGUUAUUAAUACUAUUUUUAUAGUGUAAAAUAAGUUGUGUAAAGCUCUAUUUGUAAAACUAGACACAAAUCCUGAAACCUGUCAUGUUUUGGUUUACUGGCAUUACUUUGUGUCUUUGAUUUUGCACUAGCCUUCUCUUUAUUGAAAGUCACACUUCAUUGCUUGUAUUUAAUUUAGUUUAAUUUCUGUUAUUUUAUGUUCUGUUCUGGUCAUUUUUCCUCAAGUGAAAACUAUUUUUGUGAGACCGUAGUGCUUUUAAUCACCAAAGUGGAACCGCUUGCAGGUCUAAUGUUUUUCUGUUCUUCUGUAAAGUAAAGAAAAAAACAAAAAGAUGUAAAAUGUGAAACGAAUAUUUUGAUAGGACAAAGCUUUUGACGGGAGGAUAAUGUAGAUUUUGCUGACCCACAGAAUGUGUUUGUAUUUUUGCACCAUGUCCUUUACUUUUCCUCCGGUUGUGUUCUGAAACGUAAACUCAGCUUUACGGUAUGACACAUCACAUGGAAGUAUUUCUUUACACUCACCUUUUUAUCAACAAUUUGCAACACAUUAAUUCUGAAACCAAAUCUUCCUCAUCCACGCUUAAGUGAAUAAUGCAUCUAACCACAAGAGGUUCAUCCUGUGACGCGUGUUACAUUUACCACAAUGAAACUGCAGUUUUCUGUUGUCAAAAACAACUGUCCAUGAAUAUGAAACAAUACAUCCCUCAGAACCUGAACCAAUCAGA